Messenger RNA from Patella vulgata (common limpet), 3565 nucleotides. RefSeq lists its product as uncharacterized. The transcript has 4 exons. Gene Ontology annotation, molecular function: GTP binding; lipid binding. Gene Ontology annotation, biological process: lipid transport; lipoprotein metabolic process. The record is from RefSeq and is a predicted model, not a curated record. Gene Ontology annotation, cellular component: membrane; extracellular region. NCBI's taxonomy places the organism in Eukaryota, Metazoa, Mollusca, Gastropoda, Patellidae. The coding region runs from base 176 to 1771 and encodes 531 amino acids.
ACCGCAAAGGGGGCGUAUAACAGACACUUUGAUUGCAUUGUAAACGUCUAUUAAACUGCGAUUUUGACAAGAUAGUUACAAAAAAGAACUUGAGAGGUGCACAACCUCUCAUAAUCCAUGAGAUUUUUCAGAUCUUCCUCAUAACUGGAUCAGCAAAUAAGAAACGAAGACCACCAUGUCUAGCAAUAAAGAAGCUGUCAGAUUGGUAAUGCUUGGCAAAACAGGAAGUGGUAAGAGUUCCCUAGCGAAUGCACUAUUAGGAAAGAAAUAUCGUUUUAAAUGUGGUACCUUACUAGGUUCAGUCACAACAACAUCCGAGGCAGAUGAAGGCUACUGUAAAGGCACUGCAGUAAAAGUAGUGGACACACCUGGAUUUUUUGACACCAAUGUUGAAGAAGAAGAAAAUAAAAGAGAAAUAAUACGAUGUCUUGCGCUGUCGGAAGCAGGCCCCAAUCGCUUUGUUUUCUGUAUCAACGCGGGAGCAAGGUUUACCAAGGAAGAUAGCGAAACCUUCCGAAACGUAAAAAUGAUUUUUGGCGAUUCCGUCACGGAACACAUGGAGAUUGUGUUUACCAAUAGAGGCCGACUGGACGAAGAUGGAAUCUCAGAAAAAGAGUAUAUAGAGUCAGCACCUUCAGAAUUAAACAAAAUGUUACGAGAAGUUAGGAAUAAGCCUGUCUUUAUAAAUAGCAAGUCGCCCAAUUUAGAAACUGAAUUAGGCCGUAUGUCGAUAUUAAUAAAGGGCGUGAAGACAGACAGCUUUUAUACACACGUAAAAUACAACCGUGCAAUCGGUAUCUUGAAAAGAUUAGUUGAGGUUGAAGGAAAGUACAUGAAGGCUUAUACACAAUGGAAAAACAAACGGGAAGAUAUUGUUAACUGCUUCUCUAAUUUUGAGUUUGAUCUGAAUAAUAUGGUAAAGGACGUCCGCAUCAGCAAAAUAGCUGGAGGUGUUGGCGGAAUUGUAGGAUCUACUAUGGCGGUUGUAGGAGUUGUAGCUGCUCCAUUAACGCUUGGUACCUCCUUAAUUUUGACAGCUACUGGAGCUGCCAUUGGUAUAGCUGGUGGUGUCACUGGUGGUGGAGCGACGAUAGCAGAUGUAGUCAUCACCAAAAAACGCAAGAAAGAAAUGGAGGCUCUACUAAAAGAAGAUAGAGAACUUUUGGUGAAACUCGGUGAUGAAGAAGUUAAAUUUUACCACGUAUUAUCAGAAGUAUUUUCAAAUAAUGAGAUUAAGUGUGUUAUUCAGAAUGUCGUUAACAAAUCUAUUACUCGCUCCAACGAUAAAGUGUUUAAGGAAGAGGUAAAGAAGGGUCUUGAUAAAGCUGGGGAUUAUUUACUACAAUUGUUAAAUGUUGAAAAUAAGUAUCUGGAGCCAGUAGAAACAGAUACCAAGCAUGAUGCUAGCGUAGUUGCAGCAAAUGCGGCCGUGACAACCGGUGGCCAAGUGGCAAAAACAGUCGCUGUUGCUACAGACGCGACAACCGACGUUGUAGGUAGUGUUGCAAGAUCCGCAGCUACUGCUGUAAAAGUAACAGCUAUUGCAGGCAUUGUUGCAUCCAUAAUUACAUUACCACUUGAUUUAUACACUAUCAUUCAGAGCUCCAAAGAUCUACAUUUAAAUACAAAACACCAAUUAGCAACCAUCAUACAUAAUAUCAGGGAAAAUCUGAAAGAGAAUAUGGACGAUUAUGACAAAGAUCGGGAUGUUCUUUUUGUCUUUGUUGAUGGAGUUUCAGAAUUCUUAUACCCCCUUCAACAAAGGCUAUAGUAGACUGUAAAACCCAUUAGUUGGAAUUCCAAUUAAUAGUAGGCCGUAGUGCUAAGGUCAAAAUUCCUCACCAUGUCACACUGUAUGCCCGUCUUUAUUAACGCAGUCUAAGCAGAAAAGUAGGACGUUAAACCUCAUUACAUGUCAUUUACACUGCAUACUCAAGUUCACCACCAUAAACAAAAUAUUUCAAAAAAGCUCAAAAUAUUUCGACAGUUAUACCACAUUUAGAUUAUAGAACAUAAAACUAAAUCCAGCAAGACGAUAUUGUCUAUUGUUCGUGAAAUUUGGAUAUUAUAUAAUCUACAUAAUCGUAUCACAUAUUAGAAAAUUUACAAAUGAUCCAACAUCUUGUAAAACAGAAUCGUGAAAAUGUUGUUUCUUUAAUAUUAAAAAUUAUUUAGCUAUAUAAAACAUAUAUUAGUUUUGUAGGAUCUCUAAUUUAUAUCGAGUUAGGGGUUAUUUUAAUAUAUAAAUACAAUUGUAAUGAAUUUAUAGUGAUUGUGGAACGGGCUCAGCUGUUCUGAAUAGCGACUGGGGAAAAGGGUAGAGAUAUAUAACAGAAAACACACAAAAUGGAAGAAUUUCUAUGCUUCUUAUAUUCCAGUAUCACCUUGAGUUUUGAUUUAACGUUGGAGAAUUGAAUGUUUGAUAUCAAAUUUUAUUUUACAGUACAAUUUUUUUUUAUUAUUGCGGAACCCUGGGGUACUGCACGGAGCACAAAUUAGGAACCACUGCCCCACGCGUUUUGUUACAGCGGGAAAUUUUGCUUUAAAAAAAAUAUAAUUGAUUUGGGGCAUAUUUUAUAACGUGAGAACUAUUUGGUUAAUAGAAAUAGAAUAUAUGUAUUAAGAUUCAAAAUGUUUUGUGAUAGUCCUAUGAAUAUGUUUAUGUGUAUAUUUUCCCAAAAGUUAAUGAGAUGUACUUUAUUUUCAAUAUCUAAAAAACGCGUAAGCUGUUAAGUUUCUGUUUUGUGAGGCAAUACCAAUGAUUUAGAUUUAUCUUCCAAUGAAUUGUAGGUAUAUUUUCCCGAAAGUUACUGGGAUGUACUUUAUUUUCAAUUCCUAAAGGUUGGAACGUGUAUUUACACUUUCAAACAACUGAGCAUUGUGGUUGAUUUAACUUUGUUGUUAAAAUUUUAUGUAUUACAAAAAAACAGUAAUUAUUGAAGAUAAUUAUAUGAGUUAAAAUUAUCCAUAAUGGUUUAUCUCGACUAAAAACAGAUUAAUAAGACAUUUGUUUAGUGUGUUUGAUAAGAUCCUUGUUUUGAAUUGUUCGAAUAUAUUAUUCUUCAUGUAUUUAUAAAUAUUUAAUCUUGCCAACCUAAAAAAGGAAGAAAUGAUGACUAAUGUAUAAUUAUUUUGUCUGCUUCACAGACAUAUUUGGAAGGAAUGUAAAACAAUGAUAUGGAUAGGUUUAUCUGACAGUACACGUAGUCUUAGAAUUAUUUAUAUUAUGUUGCACAUGCAUUAAUUAUAUUAAGUUAGUUAAUUAGUUAGUGUUCUCAUAUUAUUAGAUAAUAGUACACAAUUUCCCUUUUAAUGAAAGUUACUUAUAUAUAUAUAUGUAUAAUGCUUGUGAAUGGUUAUUAAAUACUAAUAAGGUUAUUGAUAACACCUUCACCAUUAUAAAUGAUCUACAUUAGAGAUAGAUAGAAACAUAACGCAGACAACGCAGAACGAGGGCAUGUGACAAUGGAAGCGGGCGUGGCUGUUGUAGCCUGAUAGUUAUUUGUGUAUUAUAGAAUUAUAAGUUUUUUCCUGCACUGUUAUAAUAAACGAGAUGUAACCACAA